This is a messenger RNA of Trichosporon asahii var. asahii CBS 2479, 1542 nucleotides long. Its product is annotated as endopeptidase. The record is from RefSeq and is a predicted model, not a curated record. Lineage: Eukaryota; Fungi; Basidiomycota; Tremellomycetes; Trichosporonales; Trichosporonaceae. The transcript has a single exon. Gene Ontology annotation, molecular function: aspartic-type endopeptidase activity. The coding region runs from base 1 to 1542 and encodes 513 amino acids. Gene Ontology annotation, biological process: proteolysis.
AUGCGCACGACCACCACUGCAGCUGCGCUACUUGCGCUCGCCGCUGCUACCCAUGCAGCACCCACCGCCGAAGCCGAGAAGCUCAACGUCAUUGGCGGCGAACCGGUCGCCGUCCCCCUUGUCCACCGACGGACGGGGCAGUACCGCACGCCCGAGGAGCGCAUGGCGUGGGCCGAGGGACAAGCGAUGGCGAUGCGAGCAAAGUACGGCAGCUUCCUGAACGAGGAGGAGCGCUCGCUUCUAAAACGGACAUUACACGAGAAGCGGCAGAAUGUCGGUUCCCUGCCUCUCGUCGACAUUGGCAUCGACUCUACGUACGCGGGCCAGAUCGACAUCGGCACGCCGGCGCAGCCGUUCUACUGCAUCAUGGACACGGGAUCGAGCGACCUCUGGGUGCUGGACGACGACUGCAACGACUGCGAGGGAAUCAGCACGUUCAAGCUCCACGAGUCGAGUACGCUGCAGGAGACCAACGAUCCGUUCGGCGUCAAGUACGGCUCGGGCAUGGUCAAGGGCGGCAUCGUGCGGGACACCGUCACGAUGGGCGGGUUCACGGUCCAGGAGCAGACUUUCGGCGUUGUCAACUACACGAAGCAGACGAAUCCGACGAGUUCCUCGGGCGAGAGCGGCGGCUCGCAGCCCGGGCAAGAAAGCUCCGGCCCAGCAAGCGGGAUUAUCCAGCCGCCGAUCUCGGGCCUGAUGGGUCUUGCAUGGAAGGCGAUCGCGAACAGCGGCGCGACGCCGAUGUGGCAAACCCUCGCCGCGAGCAAGUGGCAGCAGAAGGAGUUUGGCGUCUUCAUGGUCCGACACCGUGGCGACGAGUGGGCGCGGCAAUUCGAGGAAAACGGCGGCCAGAUCCUCUUCGGCGGCACGAACAACACGCUCUACAAGGGCGACCUUAACUACGUCUCGAUCCCGGACCAGGACAAGGACUACUGGCGCCUCAAGCUCGAGGGCAUUAACGUCCAGGGCAACGACCUGGGGUACUCUACCGAGUGGGCCUCCGCCGCCAUCGACACGGGCACGACGCUCAUCGGCGCUCCGCCCGACAUGGUGAGAGCCGUGUUCGACCAGAUUGAGGGUUCGCGCCCGCUCGCCUCCGUCUCGCCAACCAUGGCGGGUUACUACGCCUAUCCGUGCGAGACGCGGGUCGAGCUCCUCCUCAAAUUCGGCAACAAGUGGUACCCCGUCUCGAACGAGGACUUCAACCUCGGCUCCAUAGAGCGGACCGGGACGUGGUGCAUGGGUGCCGUAUUCGAGUUUGGCGCGAGCCAGAACUCGCCCGUGAACUGGAUCAUUGGCGCGGCCUUCCUCAAGAACGUCUACACUGCUUUCCGGUACGAGCCGGCCGCGGUCGGGUUUGCGGAACUCGCCGACGGCGUGCAGAACUCGGACGCCAAUACGAGCAGCUGGACCACGAGCGGAGGCGGAGGCGUCAUCAGCGGCGACGGCAAAAGUCAGGGUGGGCACUCGGAUGCCGGUCGCGCUCUACCGUCGCUCUUCGCCGUUAUCGCCGUUGCGCUCGCCGCGGCGCUGCUCUGA